UCGCUGCUGGUUCUUUAUUAAGUCGCUCCAGGCCGAUCAUUACUCCUUGCAGACGUCAGGCCACGCCCCCUCACAUUAUGAGUAAUUGGGUCUAUCUGACACCUAUGGUGGCAUCAGCAGUUAUCUCUCCCCAAGAUCAAUCCGAACAGUUAUGCAAUAGCGUUCACCUAAUCGAUUAUUUGGGAUGUGUAGUCAUGCGCUUCAACUUUGCCAGCGUUAAUGCAAAUGAGAAAACUACAUCUCCCGGCAGGCUUAGCGGCACAUUGCUUCACUAGUUAUACAUUGAAUGUAGUUCGCUGUACUUGGAAAUCCGUUCAUGAUUCAGUUCAUUAAUAAAUAAAUAGUUGAGUGUCAUGGCGGAAUCCGCAGCGUGUCCUGCAUUCCAGCUCGGGAGACCCCGAUACGACCAGGGUUCGUUCUUUGGUCGACUGAGACACUUUGUAGACAUCAUUGACCCGAGCACUCUGUUUGUCUCAGAGAAACGGCUAAAAGAAUGCAUCAAACUCCUCGAUGACUACAAACAUGGCUCACUUCCACCUGGAGUGUCUGACGCUCAGCUGUGGGAAGCACAGAAGAUCAAACAGGCCAUCAUUCAUCCUGACACAGGAGAGAAGAUCUUCAUGCCAUUUCGAAUGUCAGGUUAUGUACCAUUUGGAACACCAAUUGUCAUUGGCCUUCUUCUCCCAAAUCAGACUGUGGUGUCUACCAUUAUAUGGCAGUGGUUGAACCAGAGUCACAAUGCCUGUGUGAACUAUGCGAAUCGUAAUGCAACAAAGCCUACACCAACAUCCAAGUUUAUUCAAGGCUACGCAGGAGCUGUGACGAGUGCUGUGUCUAUUGCAGUGGGCCUGAAUGUGCUGAUUCAGAAGGCCAAUAAAUUGAAUCCUGCCACCAGAAUGAUAAUACAGAGAUUUGUCCCCUUUCCAGCUGUAGCUAGUGCAAACAUCUGUAACGUGGGCCUGAUGAGACACAAUGAGCUAUCCGAGGGGAUCGAUGUGCUUGACAACAACGGGAACGUUGUGGGAUCCUCCAAAAUUGCUGCAAGACAUGCAAUCAUGGAAACUGCCUUUACACGUGUGGUCCUCCCAAUGCCAAUCUUCGUCCUGCCCCCCAUCAUUAUGUCCUACCUCGAGAGGCUGCGAUUUCUGCAGAGCAACCGCAGGCUGUUGCUGCCCAUCCACAGCGUUGUGUGCCUGGUUACCUUUGGCCUCUCCUUGCCCGUGGCCAUCAGUCUGUUCCCCCAGAUGUCUCAGAUCGAGGUGUCUUGCCUUGAGCCGGAGAUUGCCAUGGCAACAGAUUGCAAGGUGGUGACCUACAACAAAGGUUUAUGAUGGAUGGUGGUGGAGUGGGAGAGGAGAGUAAAGGGAGCCAGGAGGAAAAUGAGGCUGCAGUGUGAAUAGCUGUCCGGGAAUCUCAGCUGCAGGGUUCCUCCUGUCGACAGGUUUGGGAACUAUGUGCUGCAUUUUUAUCACAGGAAAGACUGCUUUUUAAACUGGUUUCUGCAUUUAUCAAGAUCCCAGCAGUUAUUAAAUCAUAGUUUUCUGAGAGGUUUUUUAUUCUGCCGUCUCCUUUUUAAGAGCUCUUUGUAUAAAAAUGCUGAUUUAUUCACUGUAAAGUCAGAUUUAGCAUCAGUUCAUUAUUUAAUGCUGUAUAAAUAAGUGUUCCCUACAGAUAUGCUAUUCUUUGUUGGUCCACAUGAGUACAGUUCUUCUCACUGCGUCAUCUCUAACUUUGUCUGUCUGUGACUGGGGGACUGUGUAUGCCGUGCAGAGCCAGUUUGUUUGAGCUUUUUGGUUUGAAAUUGCUGCAAAUGAACCAAAACAGUAAAAAUAUUCCUUCACUCGUUUUUGAAUCUUGGGACAAACAUUUGUAAAAUAUAUUGAAAGCAAAUGCAGUAUUGAUUAUAUGAGAGGAAACCAGCCCAGGGAGAGAUGAACAUGUAUAAGCUUAUGAAUCCAAAAAUCGUUGGACAAACAGCGACGUGCAUGUCCAAAGACUGCUGUUAAGCACUGUUCUGUGUACUGCUAUUAAGCUGUAGCCACUUAAUAGCAGUACAAAGACCAGUGUGCACAAUUUUCACAGCCAUUAAUAAAGAAGAGCACACAGGUACCUAACUUCUUUAGUGGUGCAUGCAUGCAUAAAGAGCAGCACCAUAAUCCAAUAAAGUUAAAAAAGUUAAAGAAAUGUUGCAAAUGAAAGGUUUUCCCUGCCUGAAAGGAGGAAUUAGAUUUAUUUCUAAAAAAAGGAACCUUAAUUUAAGUUGAGUGAUGUUUAUUCACAGUCCAUUGUCCAGAGUUGCUUGUGCUGUGAUCAGAUUUAAGUUAGAUUUUUAAGAGAUUUGCUGCAGUAACCUCCUAAUUACAGCCCUCAUAGGGGAAACACAGUUCUUACAGUGCCCAUACUGAGCCACAUAUAUUUGAAAAAAAUUCCUCUUGUUUACUGACAGUAAGGAAGAGGUUUCAGUAGUUCAGUAAUAUAGCCGUACAGAAUAAGUCCUUUAUAUUGAAUGACAAAACAUACUAGUUACCAAUAUAUUAGGAUCAUUAUGAGUCUCUUAAGAUAAAAAUCUAAUUCUUUUGCCUUUUACUGGCUACUAUCUAUCUGCAGCCCCUGUUGAGGUAGAGGCAAAUAUAAAAUAAAAAUACAAGUAGUUAGUUUUUUUUUUUUUUGAUCAGGUUAAUUAAAAACAUAAAUCUAAUGUAUUGUGGCUGUGAAAUGUACUGGGUGGGAUGACUUAAGGCUGAAAAGAUGAGAUGAAAAUAUCUUUUGAACUGCAGUUUCUUGAUAUGUAUUGUUUGGCUUUAACUAUCAGCUGAUAAUAAUCUGAUUAUGGAGAUGGAAAGGAGUCAGCUGCAUGCAAACUAAGUUGUUCAAUGAGACUCACUCUCACGAGAGAAACUUUCACUAUGAAACAAUGUAAAAAUGUGAAGCCCCUGUUAAGUAGCUGCACUCUAGAUGUCUUAUUAUAGAUGUACAUUUGUUUAUACAAGUUUUAAACUGGCAGUUGAUACAUGCCAGUGAUUUUAACCCACGUAAUGUGAAAGAACUCCUAAAACAUGGCAUUACAUUUUCUUGUAUGAAGGUCAUUUUGCUCCAUUACUGACUGUUGUCAAGUUACAGUUUUAUUAUUAAAGAACUGCUUCUUUUGUACACAAUUUGAAAUAGAACCAUAACAUAUACUACACAACUGACUGUUUUUAAUUCUUUGUGUAAUACUUCCACUGAUACUAUUGCAAAUGUUUGCUAGUCAAACAAUGUAAACCUGAUAUUAUUUUACUAUAUAGCCUGUAAUAAAUACUGUUUUACUGUA
Molecule: messenger RNA, 3310 nt
Organism: Oreochromis niloticus (Nile tilapia)
Lineage: Eukaryota; Metazoa; Chordata; Actinopteri; Cichliformes; Cichlidae
Gene: sfxn5b
Product: sideroflexin 5b
Exons: 14
Coding region: 354-1331 (325 amino acids)
Biological process (GO): mitochondrial transmembrane transport; citrate transport; monoatomic ion transport
Cellular component (GO): mitochondrial inner membrane
Molecular function (GO): citrate transmembrane transporter activity; monoatomic ion transmembrane transporter activity
Source: RefSeq, a predicted model, not a curated record